Messenger RNA from Sphaeroforma arctica JP610, 314 nucleotides. RefSeq lists its product as hypothetical. NCBI's taxonomy places the organism in Eukaryota, Ichthyosporea, Ichthyophonida. Gene Ontology annotation, molecular function: chloride transmembrane transporter activity. The transcript has a single exon. Gene Ontology annotation, cellular component: lysosomal membrane; intracellular membrane-bounded organelle. The annotation marks the transcript as partial. The record is from RefSeq and is a predicted model, not a curated record.
AUGGGUGCUAUCGGUGGCCUUCUGGGCGCCAUCUUCAACAGCAUCAACGAGCACAUCACCCUCGCACGCAUGCGCUACUGCAACGCCCAGAUGCGUACGCGGCGCGUGGUGGAAGUUCUAGUGGUGUCGGUGGUGACCAGCAUCUCGCUGUUUCUGGCCGGUAGGUAUCUGGGCCAGUGUCACCCCAUUGCGCACCAAGAGACGGGUCGCGUGGAGAUGUACAAGUCCUACUUCUGUCCCGAGGGCACGUGGAAUGACAUGGCCACCCUCACCACAUCCGGCAACGAGGCUGUCAUCAAGACGCUCUUCCACAG